Molecule: messenger RNA, 1175 nt
Organism: Daphnia carinata
Lineage: Eukaryota; Metazoa; Arthropoda; Branchiopoda; Diplostraca; Daphniidae
Exons: 3
Coding region: 33-1130 (365 amino acids)
Cellular component (GO): extracellular region
Molecular function (GO): chitin binding
Source: RefSeq, a predicted model, not a curated record
AAAAGGGCGGAUACGAAACAGAAUCGAGAACUAUGAAAUUUGUUAUCAAAUCCAGUAUGAAGAACGCUGUGAUUUGUUUGCUAACACUUGGUAUCGUACAGACUAAAAGUGAGGGCAUGAAUAAUGUACAACGCAAGAUCGAAAAACACACGGAAAGAUUCUACGAUAAAUUUGGACUUUGCAGCGAGGCUGGCUACAAACGUAACGAUACGGACGCUACUCAAUUUUACAGGUGCGUCGAUUUUUACGGAAAAGGGAAAAACUUUGUCGUGUUUAAAUUUGCAUGCCCACCUGCACUUGAAUUCGAUGAGAAGCUCUUGGUUUGCGUUUUGCCAAAAGAAGCACCCAUUCCUACAGCACUAACCUUCAGCUCAAAUGCUCAAAAUUCUGUUUCAACUGAGCUCCCUUCCUCUCCAGCUGACCCUGAAGCCGACAGCUUAACACUCCUUCCUCCACCCACAUCCACCAGCGCUGUUGGCGGACCUGACACUCUACUGGAGUCAACAUCCGUCAGACUUCCAGCAGAGUCGUUUCUACUCUUAACAGAUUCCUUGCAACCUGUCGCAUUACAAACGAGUCCCUCAAAUUCAAAUGAUCAAGUGCUUGAAGCUAUUGAAAAAGUGGUGGAAACCGCCGACAUCGUAAAGCAGACAAUGGAGAUGGAUUGCAGCUCACAAAAAUUCUACCGUCUUCCCAAUUCCGAUUGCAAUCGAUUCUACCAAUGUUACUUGAAAUCUAUUAGUAUUUUUGCAUGUGCCCCAGGGUUGAUUUUUGAUGAGGCUACGGCAAAGUGUUCCCUACCAGAGGAGUCCGGCUGUGAGCAGCACGUGAUGAAUCCUAUUGCUGAUGAAUUACCCGAUUUCCUUGAAAUUGACUGUUCGUCGGGUGUUCUACGCCGAUACCCGUUUGAUUGCCGAAAUUUCUAUCAAUGUUACGACAACGGUAGUGCAAAAUCUUUGUUGUUUUAUUCUUGCUCAGCUGGACUCAUUUUCGACGAAGAAUCAAACAACUGCCUGCGUCCUUACGAAACGUCUCCAUGCUUUGCAAAUGGCCGCCAUUUCAAACCCUCCCCACUUGACUACCACCUUCAAAAACUUUUCCUUUCACUACCAAACGUAUUUACCAAAUAGUUUUAACCAGCAAAUAAGCCAAGCAAGGGGCACAUAAACCAAGUA